Mycotypha africana is the source of this 3142-nucleotide messenger RNA. RefSeq names its product fungal-specific transcription factor domain-containing protein. The record is from RefSeq and is a predicted model, not a curated record. The transcript is spliced from 4 exons. Gene Ontology annotation, molecular function: DNA-binding transcription factor activity, RNA polymerase II-specific; DNA binding; zinc ion binding. Lineage: Eukaryota; Fungi; Mucoromycota; Mucoromycetes; Mucorales; Mycotyphaceae. The coding region runs from base 50 to 3028 and encodes 992 amino acids. Gene Ontology annotation, biological process: regulation of DNA-templated transcription; DNA-templated transcription.
CUUUUUUUUCCUUGAAGGUUCAAUUUCAUCUGCAUACAACACAAGCAUAAUGUCAGCUUCGCCUGCACUCCGUGAGAGUUCCUCAACGUCAAAGCAGCGAGUUAGUAAAGCUUGCGAUCAUUGCAGACGUAAAAAGGUGAAGUGUGACGAAGCAAAUCCUAUUUGUACAAACUGUAAAGCCUUAGAGCUAGAAUGUACUUUUGAAGUUGUGUCCAAAAAGCGCGGACCACCCAAAGGUUACAUAGAAGCCAUUGAAAAUCGCUUAUAUAAAUUAGAAAACUUUCUAGCAGAGUUAGCGAAAGGGGGAGAUGCCUUAUCCGAAGAUCUACUGAAAGAAUUGAAUGCGCCAUUAAAAACACCCACUGGAAAUAAAAUACACACACGACCAACCAGAAGAGCUCCUCGUUCGGAUAAGAACAAAGUUUUCUUUUGGCAACAAGAUCAGGCUGGUAAACGUAAACGAGAAGCUUUAAAAGAGGAGCAACGCCAAUAUAAUAGCAGUAAAUCAGAUUUCUUGCAAGUCUCCCUGAACGACCGAUACGACAAUCUUGAUGUAGCAGCAGCGACAGACCCAUGCUUCUAUGACGAGGAGGAUGAGAGCAAGGAGCAACAACGGUGCCGCUCAAAGAAGCAAAAAACCAAGAAUUAUGGAACAGCAGCGGCCAUUGGACAGUUAUCAAUGGAUGAAAGUGGCCAUGUACGAUAUCUAGGAAAAUCAUCGGGUUAUUACCUUUUGCAAAACAGUAAAAUGUAUCAAAAUGGUGCGUUUCAUUUUGCAAACUAUGGAAAAAAGCGGUCUUCACACCUCCAAUGUCAAAAGACUGCCACAGAUCCACGUGUUUUGCCACCGAAAGAUUUAUCUGAGCAUUUAAUUCAACUUUACUUUAAGCAUUUUUAUCCUUUUUUACCACUAUUUUAUAAACAGCAAAUCAGUACUACAAAUGCUGCUGACAAUGAAUCAGUGUCAACUACUCCACCACUUUUACUCAAUGCCAUUUACGCUGUUGCUGCACGAAUUUCUCCUGAUAUAAGAGUGAGAUCAAAUUCUGAAUGUUCAAAUACAGCAGGUGAUGUAUUUUUUGAGAGAGCCGAAAAAUUAUUAGAUGAAUCCUAUGAUACACCCAGUAUAUCUACUGUACAAGCGUUGAUAUUAUUGUCUAUCCAUCAACACGGUGUAAUGCGAACCGCCAGAGCAUGGCUUUACAGUGGCAUAGCGUUCCGUAUGGCACAAGAUCUAGGAUUACAUAGAAAUUGCGACACAUGGAACAUAUCACCUGAAGAACGAGAAACGAGAAAGAGAGUAUUUUGGUGCUGUUAUAUCGUUGACAGAUUGGCCAGCGCUAUGUAUGGGCGUGCAUUCACCGUUGAGGAACGAGAUUGCGAUGUACCGUUUCCUUCAAUAGACGAUGAGGAGCCUAUUGAAGUUGUAACAGCUUCCGAACAUAGUAAUACGGACAUUAGACUCUUAGACGUUUUUCAAAACCUCAUUAAGAUUGCUGAUAUUCUAGGACACGUUUUAAAAAAUGUCUAUUAUGUUCGUUCAUUGCAGAAUACCAAUGAUCGACAUUUGGAUUCAAUUCUGACGACUUGGAAUAGAAAAUUGCACCAAUGGUACGAUCGUUUACCGAAUUCUCUGCAAUUACUUCUCAGUGAUAAGGAACACGAUACCCGCCUCCUGCUUUCACCUGUUGUCAUUAGCCAGUUACAUAUGAUAUAUCACACCACCAUGAUUUUGCUGCAUCGACCUUUUAUACCAGGCCCCGACCAGAGCCUUAUACCCACUACUACAAUGCUACCAUGUUCCUCCAUUUGCAACUUAUCAGCGGAUUCUAUCGUAAAUAUUAUCGAUGAUAUGCAUGCGUCGAAAAAACUCCGUUACUUGAUGAAUUUUUCUGUUUACUAUAUAUUUACAGCAGCUGUUGUUUUUAUUCAAGAAGUAUCGUUUGACAGCAAAAAUAACUCGAAUCAGCAACAGCCAUUUUCAAAGAAGAAUGCUUAUUGUCAAUGGAAAGUGAAGAAAUGUAUGCUUGCUUUAGAUGAAAUUGAAUCGACGUGGCCAACUGCUAGCAAGAGACGUCAAAUAUUAGCAGAGUUAUCUGGUUUAUAUGCAACCGACAACGGUAGCCAUCAACAAGUGCGUGAAUUAAAUAUGCGAUUACCUACGGAUUUUGAUAGAACAGCAUCACCAGUAUCUCAACAUCAAUAUUCAUCACCACGGCAGUUACAAGCAGAUGCAUUAGCGCUUCCAAAUUCUGCGUCGAUCAGCUUACCAUCAUCAGAGCAGCAACAACCAUCAUCUCCUUCCUCGCCUCAACCGCCUUACCAACAACAAAUUAACGACAUAAGCCAUAACGUUCCAUUUCAUGUGGUUCGAACCGAACGAACCAUUGAUCUUCGUUAUAGACUUUUACAACAACAGCAACAACAACAAUCACCUGUAAUAGCAACGCCACCAACAACUCAUUUCGGUAUGGAGUUGGUUAUUCCUGAUCCAUUUGAAGUGUCCAAGGGUACAGCAGAUCAUGCCAUGGACCCAUUUGCCGCACCCGGAAUUAUACCUGUACCUUCUCGUCAACGACAGCAACAACAGCUCGAGGCUUUUGAUCCUUUGGCAACCGCUCUAUGGGGUAUGCCUGAUAAUGUUAACGGCAGUAAUACAAUAAAGACAAGUGGUACGCUUGAAGAAAAUGAUUGGGGGACAUUUAUGGCAUCCAACAUGCAGCAACAGCAACAACAAGCACAGACACCUUUUUGCAAAGUAUUUAAUAAUGAUAGUUAUUACGCUAGCCAUAAUAGUACGUCAAUGUUAGUGGAUAAGCAACAAACGCAGCACCAGAUAUCUUUUAGAGAAACAAACAUAACCACUGCCAGCAAUCCUCUAACUUUUGUACAUAUUAAUAACUACGAUAACAAUAACAAUUUAAUACAUCAACAUUUCGAUCGACGGAAGCAAAUGAAUAAUCGAGCUGAAAAGACUUCUGCCGCAUUAUCAACCACUACGGAUAUAUCCAACGCGUAUUAUUGGUAAAUUAACUGAAGAUUAGUCAUAAAAAAUACACAUGUAUGUAUAGUAUUGCUCAACAUCGCACCAAGCAUUCAUUUAAGACAUAUCUAAUACAUAAUACUGUACAUAACAAAUAAU